Messenger RNA from Nicotiana attenuata, 1854 nucleotides. RefSeq lists its product as uncharacterized. The record is from RefSeq and is a predicted model, not a curated record. NCBI's taxonomy places the organism in Eukaryota, Viridiplantae, Streptophyta, Magnoliopsida, Solanales, Solanaceae. Bases 1 to 1854 code for a protein of 617 amino acids. The transcript has 3 exons.
AUGAAUGAGGCAUCUUCAAGUAAGAAAGUGACUCCUGUUCUUCGCUACGUCCCAAAGGCAAGGAAAGUUGAAGAUCCAUCUUCUGAAUUACAAGGUAAGGUGUUAGGAGACUUUACCCUUCCUAUCAAGAGAAAUGAUGCAAUUAAGUCGUCUACAAAGUUGCUUAAAGGGUUUGUCAAAUCAUCAAGCCACAAUUCGCUUCUAAAUCUAGCACUUCCUGCAAAGCACACAGAUGAGGGCUUUGACCCGAAUGCCUACAAGUUGUUAGCAAAAGCUGGAUAUGAUCCCAACGAACCAUCCAAGUUGGGAAAGCUCCCGCCUGAAGCUUCAAACCCUACUCAAAAGAUGAUGAUGGAGAAAUGGUACCCACUGAAGCAAUCACGUGAAGGAUUGGGUUACAAACAACCCCCGUCAAUACGUAUCUCCAUUAAAAGGGAAAGUUGUAACUACAUUACUGCUAAAGAAGUGUCUACGAUGCUUAAUAAGAAGCCUUCUGUGUUUGAUCGACUUACGAAGCCAAGGACCUCAGUCUUUGAUAGGUUGGGACCAUUGAAGAAGGAAAAAAGCGUCAUGGAAACCAAACUUGUAGUUUCAUGUGAAGAGGUCCUCAAAGCAAAGACUCAUACUAUAGUACACACUAAAGAACGGGAGGAAGAUGAAGAAAGUGUGGGGUCAUCAUAUCAUAUCACCAUUCAUGAUGAACAAAAUGUUUCAUCUUAUGCGGAAGUCGAGGAAAAGUGCCUUGAUAUUCGUGUAUGUCAUCACAUAUAUUUCAAUGAUGGUGAUCCUCAAGAGGAUGAAGACGCUAAAGAUGCACCACCUGAGCUUGAAGAAGGGGUGAAGACAACGGUUGUUGCGCUAAAAGAAGUCAAUCUCGGAGUAGUUGAAGAUCUAAAGCCCACAUAUGUCGGUGCCUCUCUAACUAAUGAUGAAGAGGGCAAAUAUAUUGAGCUACUUAAGGAGUUCAAAGACGUAUUUGCUUGGAGCUACAAAGAAAUGCCAUGUUUAGACCACAAGGUGGUUGUUCAUCAUCUUGCUGUCAGACGAAGUGCUCGUCCUGUGAAGCAAGCACAGCGUCGCUUCAGACCUGAACUGGUUCCCUUGAUUGAAACCAAAGUUAACAAGCUUAUUGAGGCUGGUUUUGUUCGUGAAGUUAAAUAUCUUACAUGGAUUUCAAGCAUCGUCCCUGUAAGAAAGAAGAAUGGCCAAAUCCGAGUUUGUGUUGACUUUAGGGACCUAAAUAACGCUUGUCCUAAGGAUGAAUUUCCUCUUCCUAUCCCUGAGCUCAUGAUUGAUGCAACGACUGGACACGAGGCGAUGUCUUUUAUGGAUGGUUCAUCUGGAUAUAAUCAAAUUCGCAUGGCACCGAAGGACGAAGAACUUACUGCCUUUCGCACCCCUAAAGGUAUAUACUGCUACAAGUCAAGGAAGAAGGAUGAUCACUUGCAAUAUUUGAGGAUGGUAUUUGAACGGCUUUGGAGAUACCAACUCAGAAUGAAUUUGUUGAAGUGCGCUUUUGGAGUUACUUCUGGGAAGUUCCUCGAUUUUAUUGUUCGACAUCGAGGUAUCGAAAUUGAUCAAGCUAAGGUGGAUGCCAUCUUGAAAAUGAUCGAGUCUAAAGAUAUUCAUGAAUUAAAAAGCUUGCAGGGUAAGUUGGCAUAUCUUAGAAGAUUUAUUUUGAAUCUGGCUGGAAGAUGGCAACCAUUUAGUCGCCUCAUGAAGAAAGGGAUUCCUUUUGAAUGGAACCAAGCUUGCAGAAAUGCUUUUGAAAGCAUUAAGACUUAUCUGAUGAAACCUCCAGUACUGGCAGCCACCAUACCUGGAAAGCCAUUAAUAUUAUACAUUUCAGCUUAG